Messenger RNA from Loa loa (African eye worm), 1094 nucleotides. Its product is annotated as pabpn1-prov protein. Lineage: Eukaryota; Metazoa; Nematoda; Chromadorea; Rhabditida; Onchocercidae. The transcript has 6 exons. Gene Ontology annotation, molecular function: RNA binding. The record is from RefSeq and is a predicted model, not a curated record. The coding region runs from base 142 to 786 and encodes 214 amino acids.
ACUUAGCUUUGGUGAGCUAACAAACAAAGGCAAGAUACGAGUACUGAUGUUUAAGUACUGAAGUAUGUACAGGGAGAUUUGUUCUCUUUUCGCAUUGUCUAGACUUUCUCGAAGAUUUUAGUUUUUUGCUGCAGUAGCAAAAUGGCGACAGGGACGCCAGCAGAUGAAGGUGAUAUUCGUAUUGAGGAAGACGAUAUCUUGGAUAAUGGUAGUGAUUUACUUACUUCCACGGAUCACAUGAGUGAAGAUCCAGAUAUGGAGGCUUUAACAAAUCGCAUGAAAGAAAUUGAAGAGGAGGCUCAAUUAAUACGCCAAAUGCAAAGUGAUGUUGAAAAACAGAUGAAUAUGAGCACCGGCAGUAAUACUUCCCAAAGUGUGGCGUCGAUUGAAGAUAAAAUUGAAGCAGACAGUAGAUCUGUUUAUGUGGGAAAUGUUGAUUAUUGUUCGACUGCAGAGGAAUUGGAAGCUCAUUUUCAUGGGUGCGGUUCCGUAAAUAGAGUAACAAUCUUGACAGAUAAAUUCACUGGUCAUCCAAAGGGAUUUGCUUACAUUGAAUUUGCUGAUAAAGAAGCUGUUCAAACUGCUCUAGCUCUUGACGAAUCGUUGUUCCGAGGCCGGCAAAUCAAAGUUUGUGCCAAACGAACAAAUCGGCCUGGUGUAAGUACCACAAACCGACCACCGCGUACACGUGGCCGUGGAGGCACACGUGUAAUCGUGAAGUACAUCUAUGCCGGUUAUCGGGCUAGGCGGCCGCCAAGGCGUCGUGGAGUUUUCGCGCCAUACUAAACAUAGUGUUGAUGCUGUCUGAAUGGGCAGGAAAAGCAUCCAGUCAUACCAUUGUUUAAAUUUGGCGUGUAGGACGUGGUGACGUCUUUUCGUUACAAUCUACUACCCAUAUUUUUCACAUUUUGUUCGUUUGUUGUAUUUUAUGCAUUAGCUGUUGCUGUUUUCGACAUUUUACUUUUUGAAUCUUUUUCCUCCUUGAGAGAUCUGAAUGGCUUCCGGUAUGAUUUUAAACUAAGCUGUUUAAAGUAUAAUGAAAAACCAUUACAAUUUACAUCAAAUUCGGUAUUAUUUGGUCUGAUCUAGCUGCA